This is a messenger RNA of Chaetomium fimeti, 648 nucleotides long. RefSeq lists its product as uncharacterized. Lineage: Eukaryota; Fungi; Ascomycota; Sordariomycetes; Sordariales; Chaetomiaceae. The transcript is spliced from 4 exons. Bases 1 to 648 code for a protein of 215 amino acids. The record is from RefSeq and is a predicted model, not a curated record.
AUGACCAACACGCCUCGGCAACGCCUCCUGAUGACGAGGACUCCCAGCAGGGGCGUGCAGUGGCGUAAAUUCCGGGUCGAGGCCCUGAAGGCGCGAGGCAAUAGCGCCAUCAAAAACUCCCUCACAGUGGGGGGAAUGUCCGGCAGUUCAGCCCCAGCUUGGAGCGCGAAACGGGAAAUCAGCCUGCAGAACGCAAUGGUCCUCGACUCCCCGGUCGCAGAUCACCCGGCAUAUGCCGCUCGAUCGAGAUUGGAUCGGCCUCGGCAACCUGGUUCACGGGACCGGUCUCACUGCGCUGCUUCCAUGCUGCAUGGAACGCUGCGGGGGACGAGCCGGGUCCCUGGUGUCUUGGAUGACCGGCACAUUCUGACCUGGUCGAUAAACGGCGAGCAAGUGACUCGAAUCCCGAACAGUGCCAGACAAACGGCGGCGGUACUCAACACAAUGCGCUUGUUCUGGCUCCCGUUCGGGCUCCCGUUCGGAGCCUCGAAGGGGGUCCCGGAGCCGAAAUCGACUGCCAACUUCAAACAAGGCAGGUCAGUCGAGGGAGGGAGGAGGGAGGGGGCUACGACUCGGGAACGCUCCACGUCGCACCUCACGGCUCGCAGUCCGCGGGCCGCAAAUCGCAACUCGCUAACCCGGGGCUGA